AGCCAUGGUGGGUGGCGAGGCGGCUGCAGCGGUGGAGGAGCUGGUUUCCGGGGUGCGGCAAGCGGCCGACUUCGCCGAGCAGUUCCGCUCCUACUCUGAGAGCGAGAAGCAAUGGAAGGCCCGCAUGGAAUUCAUCUUGCGCCACCUGCCUGAUUACCGCGACCCGCCCGACGGCGGCGGCCGCCUGGACCAGCUGCUGUCCCUCUCCAUGGUCUGGGCCAACCAUCUUUUCCUGGGCUGCAGCAUCAAAGCUAAGGAGAAGAUGUAUCACAUUUUCAUCAUGGGCCACAGGCUUAGAGAGGAGGCUGGAAUGAAUGUGACAGUGACCACAGCAGCUCUAGACUCCUGGUAGAGGCAGUUGGAAUGAAAAAGGAAUCUGUCUAGAUUGGCUUAUAGAAGUCAUUAUUCUUUCAGUAGCUACCACUGUAAAAGUAUGCAUGGAUAUUUAUGUAUUUAUAAAUCAUGCACUCCAAGAUGAUUUCGUCAACAUCAUAUAAGCCUUUGUUCAAGAUGUCCUUUUUUUGUAAAUGUUGUAAUAGUGGCAGGUAAUGAAUUUUAUAGUUUGGAUUUUCAACAGUAUA
Messenger RNA from Marmota flaviventris (yellow-bellied marmot), 581 nucleotides. RefSeq names its product CDKN2A interacting protein N-terminal like (gene Xtbd1). NCBI's taxonomy places the organism in Eukaryota, Metazoa, Chordata, Mammalia, Rodentia, Sciuridae. The record is from RefSeq and is a predicted model, not a curated record.